AUGAAUCUCGCCGUUAUUGGCUGUCCAAUACGCGCUGCCACUCUGGCCAGUCGCUCGUCGACCUGUGUUUGGCAAUCUCUCAUUUCUACCCCAUCGCACUCCGCUCACAGAUGUCGGACAUACAAAUCGAUGACCUGCCGGCAGCAGCAGAGCACAACAAAAUAUUCCAUUAUCCAGGCCCAAUUUUAUCAAAAGUCCCUCACCCAAGCUUCUGUCGCUGCUAGAUCCCCAUAUAUUCGUUAUUCGUCGACUUCCACGACCUCUGCCCCUUCUCAUGACUCUGUUUCAACACCGCAUUCCUCUUCGAAGAGCCCCGUGAACCUAGAUUGGAACUCAUUUUUUACCCUCCGCGCCUCUCGCCGAAAAUAUUCCUUAGUAUCUUCCAUCCUCGCGUCCCUCACUACCACCGCUGUGGGGGCUCAAGUUAUUGCCUCGCAGAAUUUUGAGACUAUGGGCACGCAGAUAAUGGGAUUUGAUCCCUUUAUUGUUUUGGGAUUAACCACAAUUGCCUGUGGAGCGGUAGGCUGGCUGGCUGGGCCUGUUCUGGGAAAUGGGGUUUGGGGCCUGGUAUAUCGAAAAUAUAAAGGUGCCGUUGCAGUGAAGGAAAAGGAGUUCUUUGACAGAAUAAAACGCUUCCGAGUCGACCCAUCGGCGAACUCCUUUGCAAACCCAGUCCCCGAUUACUACGGCGAAAAAAUCGGUAGCGUGCAGGGGUAUCGCCAGUGGCUAAAGGAUCAGAGGGCGUAUAAUAGAAAGAAGCGGAAUUUUGUUUAA
Ophidiomyces ophidiicola is the source of this 774-nucleotide messenger RNA. It is a transcript of the gene PAM17, whose product is annotated as TIM23 complex component. The record is from RefSeq and is a predicted model, not a curated record. NCBI's taxonomy places the organism in Eukaryota, Fungi, Ascomycota, Eurotiomycetes, Onygenales, Onygenaceae. The transcript is spliced from 2 exons. Bases 1 to 774 code for a protein of 257 amino acids. Gene Ontology annotation, cellular component: PAM complex, Tim23 associated import motor. Gene Ontology annotation, biological process: protein import into mitochondrial matrix.